AUCUACAAUUGCAAAAUGGGGCUAAGCAGAAGCCAAAAGCAGGAAAUCUACACUCCAACCAAGAAGUCAUGGUCUCAUUUUGCUGUACUCCUCCUCAUCAUGUCAAUUAAAGCCCAUCAAGCCACUGCAUCUGAUAGCAUGUACCCAGGUCAGUCUCUGGCAUGGAACCAGACCCUUAUUUCCAGAAGUGGAAUUUUUGAAAUGGGUUUCCUCAAACCUGGUAAGUCUCGCUUCUUUCUUCUAGGCAUAUGGUAUAAAAUUAUAUCAGAGUUUACGGUGGUUUGGGAAGCUAAUCAUGUAUUCUCGAACCCAACACUACAACUUUCUGAGGGUGGUGACUUGUUGGUAACAGAAAAAGGAGGUGAAGAUUUUUUUCUUCAUAGUGGCUUGGUUUAUUCUAAUUAUACCAUUGGGAGAGGGGUGCUACUUGACAAUGGAAAUUUUAUUUUAAAAAGUAAAUUUUAUAAUACUGUAUUGUUGCAGACUUUUGAGCCUGAGUUUACAACCGGUACAUGGCUGCCAGGGGCCAAGGUGCCUGCUGUCAAUACAAUUACCAAUGAAAGUGAUGAUAGUUUUCAUUAUCGUAUUCCGUUUCUAGCUAAAGGGCAGUUCUCUGCUGAAUUAGAAGUAGAAAAAGAUGGAAUGGGUUACUUGAUAUUAUAUUAUACUAUUCUUCCUGAUGGCCAUCUGUAUAAGUAUGGCAGGUAUCUGUCUACAAAAGAAUUGACCAACCAAUACGUAAACGUGUCCUAUGUUUCCAAUAAUUAUGAAAGAUAUUUUAUAUAUUCUGUCGUUCCUCCUUAUAAAUUCACAAGAUUUGUUUUGAAUGUCAUCGGAGAGCUCAAUCUCUAUGUAUAGGACAAUGAUUUACGCCAAUGGAAUU
This is a messenger RNA of Quercus lobata, 883 nucleotides long. Its product is annotated as G-type lectin S-receptor-like serine/threonine-protein kinase At2g19130. The record is from RefSeq and is a predicted model, not a curated record. The transcript has a single exon. Bases 16 to 858 code for a protein of 280 amino acids. NCBI's taxonomy places the organism in Eukaryota, Viridiplantae, Streptophyta, Magnoliopsida, Fagales, Fagaceae.